ACAUCAAAUAGUAUUGGUUUUGGAAAGGAAACAGAACGAUCCAUGACUAUGAGUAAAUCAGUAAUACCCAAUAUUCCCUCAUCGCAUGAGAGUUUGAUCAAGUGGGCUUAUGAGCAUAACUAUAGUCCAGUUACUUCCUACACAAAAGCCCCUGUCGCUAACAGAUUUCAUCUGCAACUUGAAGAUACAGAAGAGAUGAAUGAUGAAGAAGACCAUUCCCUUCCUCCAGAGCUGACAGAAUUGCUGGGUGCUAACCCACUGCCUGCCCCGAAGAAUCCUGCAUUAAGUGAUGGCCUGACUUUUCCUUUUCACAUUAACAGAGGAAGACAUGACACAGUGGGAGAAGGAAUCUUCCCAUCCAGGGAUUCAGUGGACACAUUAAUAAAUCAUGACUUUGAGCAUUCUCUCUCAAAACAUAAAGAACCCGAAGAGGUACAGGGCAGUGCUGGUGUGGCCCUGUCAACAAAGUGUGAUGACAAAGUCAUGACAGUAGCUGUAGAAAAAGACUCUCUGCAGGCUAGCGGCUACACAAGGACAGAACUCUCGCUGCUGGAUCGCUCUUGCAAAGCCAGGAUGAAUGGUACCCAUUUCAUUUUGGAGUCUUUGCUGAACAAAUGCGGGACUCGGACAGCAUAUAUCUUCAACGAGAUUGUUUAUUUUAAUUCUAUCGUCAUUCAGAUGUCAUCACCAGCUGAAAGCAGCGGCUUUGAUGAUGAUGACAUGGAAUCAGGUGAUAAUGGAUUUCCAGGGGAUGCUGAUGAGGGAGAUGUUGCUUUCUCAAGCUGGCCUGAAAUAGCGUUUAAUUGCACGCUGCACCAGCCAGAGGAUGACAGAGGUGUGUUCUGGCCUCCUGAACCUCACAUCACCAAUGUGACCUUCAACAUGGAGCUGUACAAAACGGAUCUGUUCCUUGCUCCCUCCCAAGGACUCUUCUCUGUUGCUGAGAAUGGGCCAAUAUAUGUAGAGGUGUCUGUGACUAAAGCUGACAGAUCCUUGGGCUUUGCCAUUCAAACAUGCUUUGUUUCCCCGUUUUCAAAUCCGGAUAGAAUGUCUGACUACACCAUUAUAGAAAACAUUUGUCCUAAAGAUGAAUCUGUUAAAUUCUACAGCACUGAGAAGGUGAACUUUCCGAUACCACAUGCACAGAAGGACAAAAAAAGAUUUAGCUUUGUGUUUAAACCAAUGUUCAACAUCUCACUGCUCUUCCUUCACUGCGAGUUGACUUUGUGUACAAAUAAAGAAAAAGAUGCUCAAGGACUGCCAAGGUGCAUUCCUCCUGAUGAAGCUUGCACCUCUCUCAACGUGGAUAUGAUCUUGGCCAUGAUGCACAACAAGAAAACCUUCACCAAGCCUCUUGUAAUAACACAUGAAGGAAAACCAGAAGAUCCUUCCCUUCCAAAACCAAAUGUGAGACAGCCACCUGUGUUCUACGGUCUGGACACUCUGACUGUCGUGGGCAUUGCCUUUGCAGCAUUUGUAAUUGGAGCCCUGCUAACAGGAGCACUCUGGUUUAUCUACUCUCGCACAGGGGAAACAGCGGGAAGACAGCAGGUCCCUACAUCCCCGCCAGCCUCAGAAAACAGCAGUGCAGCGCACAGCAUUGGCAGCACGCAGAGCACCCCCUGCUCUAGCAGCAGUGCCACCUAA
Molecule: messenger RNA, 1647 nt
Organism: Pterocles gutturalis (yellow-throated sandgrouse)
Lineage: Eukaryota; Metazoa; Chordata; Aves; Pterocliformes; Pteroclidae
Gene: TGFBR3
Product: transforming growth factor, beta receptor III
Exons: 10
Source: RefSeq, a predicted model, not a curated record